This is a messenger RNA of Symbiodinium necroappetens, 974 nucleotides long. NCBI's taxonomy places the organism in Eukaryota, Dinophyceae, Suessiales, Symbiodiniaceae. The record is from the annotation of a GenBank genome assembly.
CCGAAGGCCUGCAAGCCGCUCGGUGCUUCGGCCACCAAACAAACUGUCAGAUGCUGCGGACUCGCAAGGAGGUCGGCUGCGUGCUUUUGUUGGCGGUGGCAUUUGUUUGCAACAUUGGCCUCAACAACCUGAGCUUGUCUAUUCUGGACAUUUCUGUCCACCUCAUCAUUCGCACCGCGGGUGCCUUAGUGAACCUUGCCAUCGAGUUUGUGGCGCAGCCUGUCUUGACCAACAUCACCGGCGAGGAGGCGAAGUGGCCUCAAGUAAGCGGCCGGGACUUGCUGCUGACUCUGCUGGGUACCUUCUUCGCAGGCCUUGUAGUUUGCAGCAAGCUCACCAGCUUCUCUUCGUCGGGCUCGGCUUGGACCUACUACGUUGGCAUCGGGGUGUGUUGCCUGUCAAUGAUCGCUUCGGGCAUCGAGCUCAUCGUUGUGAGGACCCUUAGUACUCAGUUGAAGAUGAACGCUUUGGAGGCCAUUCUGAACAUGUCCUUGCCGGCAUCCCUGCUACUUCUGCUGCCGGUUUUCUUCUUCCGACACUCAGUCUCCUGGCCGGGUUCGUCUCCUAUGACCGAUUGGCAGGUUCUGCAGCAGGUCUGGCAGACCAGCAAGUUGGGCAUCGGUCUUGGUGUGCUUUCUGGCGUCUUCGCCACACUGUACAAUGUUAUGUUGUAUACCUUGAGUUCAAAGUUUCAGUCCCAUGUGAUUUCCAUGGCCGGCAACUUCAACAAGAUCGCACUGAUGUUCCUGUCCAUCUACCUCGGCUUGGAGUACCUGCCAGAAAGACCAUGGUCCGAGGUGAUGAUUGCUGGAAUUCUUGGCAACGGGCUUGCCUUCAUGAUCAUGGGUCUUCUGAAGGCACGGGAGGUUCCAGCGCCAAAGGCGGAGGCUGUGCCAGAAGUCACCGUCGCCAAGACCAACCAGGCCUGCAUCUUUCGCAAUAAUUCCAUGCUGAUACAGCAUAUAGAACUAUAG